AUGAGAGGGAUUGCCGCCGGAGAAGAUCACUACGAUUGGUCGCCGUCGAGGGUGAGCACUCCGUCGCCGCUUGACUGGAAGAGAUCCGACGAAGCGUACGCCUCACCGGAAAAGCGUGAAAGACGCGAUCAAAGCGGGCCUCACCAGAAAAGCGUACGCCUUUCAGAUGCUGUUGCAAACUUUGGGCCCGGGCUUAAGCCUCCAUCUAUGCACGAAUUGAGGACAUGGAUUCUUAAAGAAGAGGUGAAUGACCUAAGUAUCAUUAAGGAAGAUCACAAAAAAGCUUGGAAACAAUAUGGAUGUUCAAUUAUGUCAGAUGGUUGGACAGAUGGAAAAAAAAUUGGAGAGGAGAAUGUUGUGCAAGUCAUCACUGAUAAUGCCUCUAAUUAUGUGAAUGCUGGAAUGAGGCUUAUGGAAAAAAAGAGUAGAUUGUGGUGGACUCCUUGUGCUGCUCAUUGCAUUGAUUUGAUGUUGGAGGAUAUUGAAAAGUUAAAUGUUCAUGCUACUACACUUUCUCAAGCUAGGCAGGUUGUGAAGUUUAUAUAUGGGCAUACUUGGGUUCUUAGCUUGAUGAGAACAUUUACAAAAAAUCAUGAACUUAUUCGUCCAGCAAUUACACGGUUUGCUACUGCAUUUCUUACUCUCCAAAGUCUUUAUAAGCAAAAGCAAGCUCUUAUAGCAAUGUUCUCCUCGGAAAAAUGGUGUUCAAGCACAUGGGCUAAAAAGGUAGAAGGUGUGAAAACUCGAAGUACAGUGUUGUUUGAUCCAAAUUUUUGGCCUCAUGUUGCUUUUUGCAUAAAGACCACUGUUCCAUUAGUUAGUGUCUUGAGAGAGGUUGAUUCAGAGGAAAGACCAGCCAUGGGUUAUAUUUAUGAGUUGAUGGAUUCAGCUAAGGAGAAGAUUGCAUUUAAUUGUCGGGGCAUGGAGAGAAAAUAUGGCCCAAUUUGGAGAAAAAUUGAUGCAAGAUGGACUCCGCAACUUCAUCGACCUUUACAUGCAGCAGACUAUUAUCUUAAUCCUCAAUUGCGGUAUGGAAAUAAGUUCUCUAAUGUUGAUGAGAAGUCCUACAAGUUGGUGGAUGCGUUUUGGGGGUUCAACACCGGAGUUGCAAAAGUUUGCUAUUCGAGCCCUUAA
This is a messenger RNA of Vitis vinifera (wine grape), 1134 nucleotides long. RefSeq lists its product as uncharacterized. The transcript is spliced from 5 exons. The record is from RefSeq and is a predicted model, not a curated record. Lineage: Eukaryota; Viridiplantae; Streptophyta; Magnoliopsida; Vitales; Vitaceae. The coding region runs from base 1 to 1134 and encodes 377 amino acids.